Elephantulus edwardii (Cape elephant shrew) is the source of this 1785-nucleotide messenger RNA. Its product is annotated as tigger transposable element-derived protein 6-like. The transcript has 3 exons. The coding region runs from base 1 to 1785 and encodes 594 amino acids. Gene Ontology annotation, molecular function: DNA binding. The record is from RefSeq and is a predicted model, not a curated record. Gene Ontology annotation, cellular component: nucleus. NCBI's taxonomy places the organism in Eukaryota, Metazoa, Chordata, Mammalia, Macroscelidea, Macroscelididae.
AUGUGUGGGCAGCGUGAUGACAACUUUUAUGAGCUAAUAUCCAUCCUCACAGAAUCUUCCUAUUCUGACCAAUGGAUUAAAAACUGCCUGGAAACAGAGAUUCAUCCUGCGAAAAAACCUAAUGUAAUUCGAUCUACACCAAGCCUGCAAACCCCAACUACCAAGCGAAUGCUUACCACCCCGAAUCACAUGGCCCUGAGCAUUCUGGGGAAAAGAAACUACAGUCACCACAAUGGCCUGGAUGCCAUGGAAAAGAGAGUAAGAAAUUUAUCUCUGCAAGAAAAGUUUGACGUUGUCAAAAUGAUAACUGAAGAGAAAAAGACCGUCAAAGAAGCUGUGGUUAAGUUCAAGUGUGGCAAAACACAAAUUUACACAAUCAUGAAAGAAAAAGAGAAAAUCAUUGAAAAAUACAUGAGCAGCACAAAUGUCAAUGUCAAAAAAGAGAGGGAUGGAAAUUAUGCUGAAAUCAACAGAUCAGUUUUUGAGUGGUUUCUUCAAGCAUCUGCCAGAAACAUUCCCAUUUCAGGGCCAAUCCUGCAAGCAAAGGCAAAGGAAAUGGCAAAGUUUUUAAAAGUAGAUGGAUUCUCAGCCUCUAACGGGUGGCUUCAGAGCUUCAAAAAGAAGCAUGGAAUCACUUCCAGCGUAGCUUGUGAGCAGUCAAAUGAGUUUGAGAAAGAUAUUCAGAGUUGGUUCACAAAAUUGAAAGAGAUCAUAAGGGGAUACGAUCCUAAAGACAUUGCAAAUGCUGACGAGACUGCUCUGUUUUACAGGGCGAUGCCUCACAGGACCCUGAAAAUGAAGGGGGAAGAGUGCUCACGGGGCCGGUUUUCCAAAGAGCGGCUUACUGUCCUCCUGACCACGUUUGCAGAUGGGACAUUUGAGAAACCGUGGAUAAUCGGAAAGAGCGAGAAGCCACAAUGCUUCAGGAAUAUUGAGAUUAGUCAGCUCUCAGUAGAGUGGAAAUGGAAUAAAAAAGCCUGGAUGACGGGAGCAAUUUAUGAAGAGUUUUUAAAUAAACUCAACAAUAACAUGAAGAAGCAAAAUCGAAGCAUUCUGUUGUUUGUUGACAAUGCUAGCUGCCAUCGGUCAUUGCCCCUGUCCAAUAUUAAGUUAAUUUUUUUCCCACCGUCCACAACAGUAGUCCUACAACCAUUGGAUAAUGGCAUUAUCCAAAACAUUAAAGUAAACUACAGGAAGCUCUUGCUUCAGAAGGUGAUUGCUGGCAUUGAGAUGUGCAAGAUGGCAUCGGAGACUUGGGGGAAAAUCGAUAUCCUAGAUGCAAUUUCAUUUCUUAAGCGAUCAAUCAAAAUGAUUAAGGAAGAAACGGUAAGAAAAUGCUUUAAGAACUGUGGCUUCUUAUUUGGCAGUGGUGAUAGUGUACAAAAUGAAACAGUUCUUGAACCCGAUAACAUCAGGCAGCUUCAGGAUGCAAUAAACGACAUUUACAGUGAUGUUUCAGAACACAGGGUCAGUGCUGCAUGUUACAUUGAUAUUGACAAAGAUGCUGCCACCGAAAUGGAGGACAUGAACCUGCAAGAUAUUGUGGACUUACAGUCUAAAGAUGAGGAUGAUGAAGACGAUGAAGACUUGCCACCAGAAGAGCCUGAACCUUUAAGUCAGACACAAGUUUUCAACUAUAUAAAGGCUUUGAAGGAUUUUGGAAAAGUUAAAGGAGACCAGGAGUUCUUUUAUAAGGCUAAGGAGUUGGAAAUUUGUUUCAAUAAUUUCAUCCAAAAAUCGAAACAAACUAAAAAAUUGACAUUAGAUGUUUUUAUUAAAAAGUGA